AUGCCUACUCAUGGUGUGCCCCGGUACAAACCAGUUGAGAAGUCCGCUGAGGCACGACAGCAAGAGUUGCAGAAGAUCGAAAAUUAUAAGGACCUUGAACGUUCAGUGUCCGAAAAGGUGGCUGAGCAUGAAUACACCAUCGAGACCUUGAAGAAGAUCUCGGAGCUGUUGUCUAGCAAUCCAGAAUACUACACAGCCUGGAACUACCGCCGGCAGGUAUUGCAAUAUCAAUUUUCCCAAGCGGGAGAUUCAGGCAAUGAAGAUGCUGCCGAUUCGAUCGCGCAGUUAAUCAUAAACGAUUUACACUUCCUGAUUCCUCUUCUCAAGAGCUUCCCUAAAUGCUACUGGAUCUGGAACUAUCGACUGUGGCUAUUGGAUGAGGCUCGCCGUCUACUACCCUCACCCGAGGCGCGGCAAAUGUGGCAGCAAGAGCUUGCCCUUGUUGGCAAGAUGUUGACCCUUGAUAGUCGGAAUUUCCACGGGUGGGGUUACCGACGCUUUGUGGUUGAGACUUUGAAACAGCUUGGCACGAUCGAAGAAGCAACAAGCAUGACCCAGAAGGAGUUUGAAUAUGCGAAGAAGAUGAUCGGUGCCAACCUUUCCAACUUCUCCGCGUGGCAUUAUCGGACUAAGCUUAUCCAAUCGCUUCUGGAUGAGCAAUCGGCCAGCGACGAGGAACGCAAAAGAAUGUUGGAUGAUGAACUAACGCUUAUUCACCAAGCUUUUAUUGACCCUUAUGACCAGUCACUUUGGUUUUAUCACCAAAAUCUGAUGAGUGUAUUUGACCCGUCCAUGGCCGGACGAACUAUGGCUCCCAACUUGAGCUCAUCCGAUCGGCUAGAAUACAUUCAAAAUGAGAUUGAGGAGAUCCAAGAGAUGUUGGACGGAGCCGAAGACUGCAAAUAUAUCUACCAGGCCUUAAUUGAAUGCACCCUUCUUGCAUCUAAGGUGGAGGGGAGCUUGUCUUCUGCGGAUCGGGAUCAGAUUCUGAGCUGGCUCUCGGAAUUAAAGAAGCUGGAUCCACUGAGGCGAGAAAGAUGGCUUGAUUUCGAAAAGACCGUGUGA
Molecule: messenger RNA, 1065 nt
Organism: Penicillium paradoxum
Lineage: Eukaryota; Fungi; Ascomycota; Eurotiomycetes; Eurotiales; Aspergillaceae
Product: Rab geranylgeranyltransferase BET4
Exons: 4
Coding region: 1-1065 (354 amino acids)
Biological process (GO): protein geranylgeranylation
Cellular component (GO): cytoplasm; Rab-protein geranylgeranyltransferase complex
Molecular function (GO): Rab geranylgeranyltransferase activity
Source: RefSeq, a predicted model, not a curated record